Molecule: messenger RNA, 665 nt
Organism: Asparagus officinalis (garden asparagus)
Lineage: Eukaryota; Viridiplantae; Streptophyta; Magnoliopsida; Asparagales; Asparagaceae
Product: gibberellin-regulated protein 6-like
Exons: 4
Coding region: 76-414 (112 amino acids)
Source: RefSeq, a predicted model, not a curated record
UUUCCCGAGCUCUGCUCUCACUUCAAUCCCCUUUCUCCUCCUCCUCCCUCUCUUUGUUUACUCCCUCUUAAGAAAAUGGCAAUGGUUAAGCUCCUUGUUCUUCUAGCAAUUGCUCUCUUUGUCAUUAUGAUGGCCGAGUCCUCAUUGGCAACACCCCCAGUAACUGCUGGAGGAGAGUACCAUUUGGACAGGGCUGGAAGUGGAUACGGACCAGGGAGUCUCAAAAGCUACCAAUGCCAAGGUCAGUGCAACAGGAGGUGCUCAAGGACGCAAUACAAGAAGCCCUGCCUCUUCUUCUGCAACAAGUGCUGCGCAAAGUGCCUCUGUGUUCCUCCUGGUUUCUACGGCAACAAGGGAGUCUGCCCCUGCUACAACAACUGGAAGACCAAGGAAGGAGGACCAAAAUGCCCCUAAAAUUAUUAUCAUUAUCAUUAUCAUUACUAUUAUAUUGUCCCAUUUGGCCAUUUCCUUCCUUGAUCAAUUUGUUUAGCUGAAGUGUGUGGCAAACCUGUUAUAGUUGCCCCUUAUGGCCUAGUAUUUUAUUAUUUUGAGUUUCUAAUUCCGGAGACUUUUUAUUCCUACGUAUUAUUGAAGGCAGCACUCAAGAAUCUGAGUAAGUGUACUUCGGGGAACUGUUCCCUUCUAAUCUAAUGGAAGUUUCAUAA